AUGAGCUGUCAAAGUAGUUUAUCAAAUCAACUUAGAAAUUGUUGGAAAAAACGAGCUGGAUUUUUUAAGGUAUUGGUCUUUUUCUAUUAUUUAGAAAGCUCAGAAGGGUGGAAAUGGGAAGAGAAUUCGAUAGUUCAUCGCGAAAAAUUGAUUAGGUUGCAAGAACAUGGAAAAAGCCACCCAGAGGAAAUCAAGGAGGUUAACGGUGUCCGCUUUUGUUGCUCGCAGGUGUUUUUCAUUGGCAAGGGAAGUGAUGGCACUCGAGUCUAUGUAGGAUUGGGAAAAGAUGGAUACGAGAGGGCUGUAAAACGUUUGCCUAGAGAUUUCUGUGUUUGCUUUGCUGAACAGGAAAAGAAAGUUUUGAAUGAAGCUAACACAACCCAGUCAAACAAUGUGGUACGUUAUUGGUUUUUAGACGACGAGAGCGACAAGGACUGGUUAUUUUUAAUACUGGAUUUAUGCGAGGAAACGUUGAAAGAAUUUGUUGAUCAUAGCAGUUUGGACGAUCUUAUAACCAACGCACCAGAUAUCAUUCAGAAAGUUUUGAAAGGAUUGGCUGAUCUCCAUCGAGAACCAAACCCCGUCUUACAUCGUGAUUUGAAACCAUCUAACAUCUUGCGAGACGUCCAUGGUAACUGGUUGCUGGCAGACUUUGGAAUCAGCCGAAUUUUGACGGCAGGCUCCAGUACCCAUCAAAGUGAGCAAAGGGGAACGGAUGAUUGGAGAGCCGUUGAAUCAUCACAUCCUUUGAAUGACACGAUCGAUGACGGUAAAGUACGUUAUAAGAAAGAAUCCGAUAUUCAGGUAGGGUUUUGUUGACGAUAGAUACGAGGAAACGUAAUAAUUACAGGUUUUAUAUUGCUUUCUAAACAAGAUAGUUGCGGAAUUCCCAAAUGAAUCCUGUUGGUUUACCCAUAGAAACUAUACAUAUAGAAUGUAUUAUUGAUCGCGAAUCAUUUCCCACUCUUUUGCAACGAGUGUCCAUAUUAAUUAGCCUUAUUGAAUUUAUUAGAAGUGUACAAGUUCUGUGCAAUAGACUUUACUGGGUGUUGCACUAUUGCACUACCUCGUUUUCGCAUUUUGGCAUGCCGGGCACACAUGGUGAUUAAAUUUUAAAUCUUCAAUCCCUGCCCUUCGUGCAUGUACGAAUGUUUCUCUUCGAUCUUCAAUAUGACGAGACCAUUGCGAACAAGAGUGCAAUAAACAUUACAGUCGGCACUAAUAUUGCAAUCAAACUAACAAGUUUCUAAAUAAAGCAGCUUUUUAGCCAAAAUUAUUAUAUUUGAUUCAACAGCACUUUUUCUAAACCAAGCAUUUUUUAAACUAGCUCAUAAAAUACAUAAUAUACAUAAAACUUCACAGCCUUUGAAAGAAAUGCUGACGCCAUCAAUAUUCAUUCCUAACUCUGUAACUCCAGGAGAUACAUUUGCGUCGAUUUAUGUUUUUUUCGUUAAACUCGAAUUUUAUGGUUCGCUGUUCCCCUAAGAAUGUCUUUUCCUAUGACUGCAAUUUUGCUCUGUCAUGCAUAGGUUGCCGGUAUCGUGGCUUUCUACAUUGUGACAAAAGGUGAACAUCCCUUUGGAGAAAAACCAGACCGACUUCGUAACCUACUGCAUGGCAACCCAAUUGGCUUAUCUAUGCUGAAAGAUUCUGUCUUGAAAGAUUUAUUAUCCUGGAUGCUAAGCCACGAUCCCAAAGAUAGACCUUCAGCUAAAGAGGCGUUAAAACACCCUUAUUUUCAGCCAGCGAAGCAGAAGUUUAACAUGCUGUGCAAAGUGGGAAACCAGCCUGAGAUCAAGACACAUGAUAUCAAAUCAGAUGUCGUGCGAAAGUUUAAUAGCGAUCCCAAAAAUUGGACAUCUCUGGUGAGAUCCGAUGUUCUGAAAUAUUUGUCCACCGAUCCUUUGAAGGGGAAAACAUUUCAUUAUAAGUCAUCGUGGACGGACUGUUUACGACUGAUCCGAAAUAUCAAUGAACACUGGCAUGACCGUCCAAGGCCGCGACCAGAAAUAUUUUACACUGUAGGCGAUCCCCAGGAGUACUUUCUUAACCUCUUCCCCAAUCUUCCAGUCGAGGUGCACAAAAUUAUCAGGUCAUGUGAUUGGAAAGAACGUGUUGAACUGAAGGAGUACUUCAUAUAAGAUACAAUAUGUGGCUUGUCUGCGCGUAAACUUGUCUGAGAAGUUCUUUCAGACGGAAAAAAACACUGAUCUGAAAGUUAGGACUGGAUAGUGCAUCUAACAUCUAAUCUACUGUGGUGGCGUUGACUACAGUAGUAGAAGAGGUUGCAACAAUUUCUGUUUACUGCUGAGAAAGGAUAUUUUGUAAAUAGAUAUUGGCCAGCAGUGAUCUUUCUCCUUAAAAUUGAAGUAUAAUAACUAAUGGUCACAUAAUACGGCUGCCAUGAGAGUCACUAGUAUUUAAAACGUUAUCAACCUCAUUAGAAAAGGAGUGGACAGCUACUGUAUAUCUUUCAAGUCACAUUGCUUCAUAAUAUAACUGAUUUCAAC
Paramuricea clavata is the source of this 2510-nucleotide messenger RNA. The record is from the annotation of a GenBank genome assembly. NCBI's taxonomy places the organism in Eukaryota, Metazoa, Cnidaria, Anthozoa, Malacalcyonacea, Plexauridae.